Molecule: messenger RNA, 998 nt
Organism: Clupea harengus (Atlantic herring)
Lineage: Eukaryota; Metazoa; Chordata; Actinopteri; Clupeiformes; Clupeidae
Product: olfactory receptor 5AN1-like
Biological process (GO): detection of chemical stimulus involved in sensory perception of smell; G protein-coupled receptor signaling pathway
Cellular component (GO): membrane
Molecular function (GO): olfactory receptor activity; odorant binding; G protein-coupled receptor activity
Source: RefSeq, a predicted model, not a curated record
CAAAUAUGAAUGAAUCUUUCCAUGUCACAUUGAUUUUUGCAGCCUACAAGGACAUGGGCUCAGCCAAAUAUGUACUUUUUACUGUUGUUUUCCUCAUAUACCUUGCCUCCCUAUUAGUCAGUAUUUCUAUUUUGCUUUUAAUUUACCUGGACAUUUCCCUCCAUAAGCCAAUGUUCAUAUUUUUAUUCAGCUUAAUUGCAAAUGGGUUGAUUGGAAGUACAGCUGUUUGGCCAAAGGUUAUGGUCUUGCUCUUAACAGAUGUGAAUACAGGAUCGUACAAGGGGUGUCUUAUUCAGAUUUUUCUCAUCGGAUCCUAUGGAGUCUGUAACAACGCAAUGCUAACAGUAAUGGCUUAUGACAGAUUUGUCUCCAUAUUUAAGCCUUUGCAGUAUCACACCAUCAUGACCCCACAGAAAGUGAAACAGCUGUCCUUUGUUGCUUACUUUGUACCUGCAACUUUUCUACUUGGUCAAGUAUGUCUGACAACCCAGAUUUCCCUGUGCCAAUACACGAUUCACAAGAUUUUUUGUGAUAAAUUAUCUAUCUUCAGUUUAUCAUGCGGUGACAGCAUUAUCAGUCAUGUGAGCAAUGUGUAUGGUAUAUUUCUCCUCAUUGGUUUUGGUGUUCUCCCUGUAUUUCUCGUUUUUCUGUCAUAUUGGAAAAUUGUGUUGGUAACAAUGAAUGCUUCAACAAAUGCGAGAAAAAAAGCCUUUGAAACAUGCACUCCACAUUUAAUUAUUUUUAUUAAUUUCUCUGUGGCCACAUUCUUUUCUAUUAUAUAUAAUCGCAUCAGUGAUUAUGUACCAGGAGGGCUUAAUGUAUUUGUGUCUAUAAAUUAUGUACUUAUACCCCCACUGAUGCAUCCCGUUAUAUAUGGUUGGAAAAAUAAGGAAAUUCAACGAAGCCUCUCCAAAAUUUGGAGAAAGGCCAUUUUUGCAGUCUCUGAAAGUCUUCCAAGAGUUGACAAAUCUUCCAAGGUCAUAACAUACUGUAGGUAA